AUGACAGAGAAGCAUGAGAAAAACUUGGAGGUCAACAUCACAGUAUGUCCACUAGAACCAGAAAAUGACCCUUUCUACGACAAAUUUUCUCCGCAGCGAAAAUCCAUCUUUGUCUUCACCUUAUCAUUGGCAGUGUUUCUAACACCUUCCACGGCUAUGGCACUAUUGCCUGCUAUGUCAACCAUAGCUCGUGAAUUUCAUACUACAGAUAAUGUAAUCAUCAUCUCUAACGCAUGCUAUUACGUUGUAAUGGCAGCAACGCCAUGUUUGAUGACUCCACUUGGUGAUAUCUAUGGACGACGGAUUGUUGCAUUGGUUUGUUCAGCAGGAUUCUCCCUAUUCACUAUAUUGGUAGCAGUGUCUCAGAACAUCGGUCAAUUCAUUGUAUUUCGGUCAUUUACCGGAGUUUUCGGAAGUGCCUUCUUUGCCUUGGCUGGCCAGGUUAUAGGAGACAUUCACAUUCCCCAAGAAAGAGGAAAUGCAAUGGGAUGGACUCUUUGCGGAGCUCAGUUAGGCCCAGCAUUUGCGCCAGUACUUGGGGGUGUUAUCGUGACAUAUGCAAGCUGGAGAGUCAUAUUCUGGGUAUUGGCAGGACUUGGGAUUUUGACGGUUUUAUUAAUUUUCAUUUUUCUCAAGGAGACAAUCAGAGUUUCCCAAGCUGAUGAAAUCAGACGGAGAACAGGUAAGAAGUUUGUGUUUGUUCUGUACAAUCCAUUUAAGGUGCUUAUUUCAUUGAAACAUCGCAGCUUGAUGCUCUGUGGUGUCAUGAGUAUGUCGUUGUUGUACAACAUGUGUACGCUCACCACACCAAUUCCAAAUGUGGUCAAUCCUCGCUAUAAAUUGACUUCUCCUCUCUAUAGUGGGCUUUUCUAUUUGGCCCCGGGCAUGGGAAGUUUGUUGGGGUCAUUGUACGGAGGGAAGUGGGCGGACAGGUAUGUGGUUAAAUACAUGAAGAUUCGUGGAGGAAGAGUACCAGAAGACAGAUUGAGGUCAAUGUACGUCUCUUUUGGAAUUGUUCUGCCUUUGAGUGUCUUGAUUUAUGGAUGGUCAAUAGCAAAAGAAAAGGGUGGAAUUCCUCUUCCAGUUAUCACUCUUUUCGCCAAUGGAGUAGCACAAAUGUUCUGCUUUCCUUGCAUUAAUGCAUACACAGUUGAUUGUCUCCCACACUUGGGUGGAGACGCCAUAGCAUCCAACUAUUUCGUCCGUUUCUUUGCUGGUGCGAUUGGUACCGCUACAUGCUUGGUUCAAAUCCAAACUAUUGGAGUUGGCUGGAGUAACACUAUCUCUUUCUUUGUGUUGUUGAUUGGAUUCGGAUGUUGUUUGGUUUUAAUUAAAUAUGGAGCAACUUUUAGAGAAUUAGAGAUGGGUGAUCGAUCGUCGACUUCUCAAAGUCCGGAGACUGAAGGGGUUCGAGAAAUAAAAGUGGUUUAA
Sungouiella intermedia is the source of this 1431-nucleotide messenger RNA. Lineage: Eukaryota; Fungi; Ascomycota; Pichiomycetes; Serinales; Metschnikowiaceae. The record is from the annotation of a GenBank genome assembly.